AUGCCCCUUGCUCUCACCAUCAAGAAGAUAGAAGGGAAGCCUGGACAGGUGUACUACCCGCUCCAGCUCAAUGAGGUGCCCAAGCCCAGCCCGGGCGCCAAGCAGCUGCUGGUCAGGCUGAAGGCGGCGUCGCUCAACCACCGCGACCUCUUCAUCCGCCAGCAUCUGUACCCGGGCAUCUCGUUCGAGCACCCGCUCAUGGCCGACGGCUACGGCAUCGUCGAGGCCGCCGGGCCCGGCUGCUCGUCGGACCUCGUCAACAAGGCGGUGCUGCUCACGCCCAUGCGUGGCUGGGAGGCCGACGCGGCCGGCCCCGAGGUCCUCUCGGCCUACACCAUCCUCGGGUCUAGCGUGCUCGACGACGCCGGCACCGCCCAGGACUACGUCGUCGUGCCCGAGGACGAGGUCGUGCGCGCUCCGGCCCACCUGACGCCCGCCGAGGCCGCCGCCCUGCCCCUCGUCGGGCUCACCGCCUGGCGCGCCUUCGCCACCAAGAGCGCCGCCGCCCGCCCCGGCACCAACAUCCUCAUCACGGGCAUCGGCGGUGGCGUCGCCCUGCAGGCGCUGCAGUUCGCCGUGGCCACGGGCUGCAGCGUGUUCGUGACGUCGAGCGACGACGCCAAGAUCGCCCGCGCCGUCGCCGACCUCGGCGCCCGUGCAGGCGUCUCGUACCGCGCCGCCGACUGGGACCGCCAGCUGGCCAAGCUGUUGCCGGCCGACCGGCCCUACCUCGACGCCGUCAUCGACGGCGCGGGCGGCGACGUCGUGGCGCGCACCGUGCGCCUGCUCAAGCCCGGCGGCGUUGUUACGUGCUACGGCAUGACGGCCGGCCCUAAGAUGGACUGGCUCAUGCAGGCCGUGCUCAAGAACGUCGAGCUGCGCGGCUGCACCAUGGGCAGCAAGGCCGAGUUCCGCGCCAUGGUCGACUUUGUCGGCGCUCACGGCAUCCGCCCCGUCGUCUCGCGCGUCGUGCAAGGCCUGCGUGAUCUGGCUGCUCUCGACGGCUUGUUCGAAGACAUGAAGGCCGGCCGCCAGUUCGGGAAGCUGGUUGUUCUGAUUGGCGACGACGAGGGCGGGGAGGGAACCGAGGACGGUGACGCGGCGUCGUCGUCUUCGUCGCCGAAGCUCUGA
This is a messenger RNA of Lasiosphaeria miniovina, 1131 nucleotides long. RefSeq lists its product as uncharacterized. NCBI's taxonomy places the organism in Eukaryota, Fungi, Ascomycota, Sordariomycetes, Sordariales, Lasiosphaeriaceae. The transcript has 2 exons. The coding region runs from base 1 to 1131 and encodes 376 amino acids. The record is from RefSeq and is a predicted model, not a curated record. Gene Ontology annotation, molecular function: oxidoreductase activity.